This is a messenger RNA of Porites evermanni, 582 nucleotides long. The record is from the annotation of a GenBank genome assembly. Lineage: Eukaryota; Metazoa; Cnidaria; Anthozoa; Scleractinia; Poritidae.
UGUGAACAAGUUGAUGUAGGAGUGAGCUGGUACAUUCUCGACAAUCAGUUAAAUGCUUCUUCUGAACUGAAUGCCAGCACACCAGCAAAGAACGGUAGACUGAACUUCGUAGCGGGAUCAUCAUGGUGUGCAUCCACAAGUGACAGCAGUCCAUAUCUACAGAUUGACUUACAGAUUCCUUACAUCAUCUGUGCUGUAUCCACUCAGGGGAAUUCCCAGGGGAGUCAGUGGGUGGAGUCUUACACCCUACAGUCAUCUACAGAUGGGACAACUUGGACAGACUAUAAAGAAAAUGGACAAGUUAAGGUAGUUGANAUUUGUACUUAAAAAAUAAAGAAAGGCACAUCUUGGAAGGAAAUCCCUUGAAGGGAUCACUAAGAAAUGUGACCUGGAAAGCAAAAACAGCCACCAGUGUUAAAAGGAUGGCACGCGGGAAUAGUUUACGGUUAACUGAACACAAGUUUUUAAAUGGAUUCCAUUUCCCUUUUAAAAGAUAACGAUAAGCGUGGAACAGUCGGGCAAAGCAAAACUUUAAUGGUUAAGAAAUUUUUUAACGGAAUGCGCGAGCGUUAAAUGGCAGAA